AUGAACAGUAAAUCAAAUGCAUGUACAAAAAGAAAAAGAAAUAGAAGGAAAGUAGGAUCCAGAAAUUACAAAAACUACUCUAACGAAAUGUUGGAUAUAGCUGUAGAUCUGGUAAAACAAAAAAUUAUAACUAGUAGACAAGCUGAAAAUCAAUUCGGGACACCACGAAGAACCAUAUUAAAUAAGGCAAAAGACUUGCACAUGAAAACAGUUGGGGGACAAAAGAAACUAACAGACAUCGAAGAAGAAAAUCUUGUAAAUGUUCUAGUGGCUGUCGGUGAAUAUGGUUGUCCAAUGACUAAGCUAGACCUGAAAAUGUUAGUUUUCAAUUACUUAGAAAAAAAUUCACGCACUGAUAUAUUUAAUGGAAAAAUGCCCGGAAAUACAUGGGUAGAACAAUUUUUACAUAGGCAUGCAUCGAAGUUGUCAGUUAGAACUACACAAAAUAUAAAAAAAGUCCGAGCUGAAAUGGGUCUACAAGACAUGAAAAAAUUCUUCGACAAUUUACAAGAAACACUCAAGGAUGUUCCACCUAAUAAUAUAUUAAAUUAUGAUGAGACUAAUUUGUCCGAUAACCUGGGCAACUCUAAAUGCAUUUUUAGACGGGGCAUAAAAUAUCCUGAAAUGAUUUUAAAAAAUUCUAAGAGUUGUGUUUCGAUUAUGUUUACAGUGUCUGCAGCUGGUGACUGUCUUCCAACAUAUGUAGUAUAUAAAGCUACUAAUCUUUAUUCGGAAUGGGUUAACGGAGGUCCUAAUGGAACUCGCUAUAAUUGCACGAAAUCGGGAUGGUUUGAUUCUGCCUGUUUUGAGGAUUAUUUUAGAACAAUUAUAUUAAAGUGGGCGAAAAACCUAACAGGGCCAAAAGUCAUAAUAGGAGACAAUUUGUCUAGUCACCUAAAUAUUGAAGUUGUGGAGUUAUGCCAAAAAUAUGAUAUUAGGUUUGUGUUUCUUCCACCUAACUCCACACAUUUGACUCAACCUUUAGAUGUAGCGUUUUUUGCCCCUCUUAAAAUAGAAUGGAGGAAGAUACUCACAAAUUACAAAAUUCAAAAUCCGGGACAGUCAACUAUUAAUAAAAAACACUUUCCUAAACUCUUAAUUGAAUUAUUAGAAAAUAUUAAACUCAGAGAAACCAGUAAUAUAAAAAGUGGAUUUAGAGCCGCGGGAAUAUGGCCAGUAAAUGCCCGAAAUGUUUUGAAACGAAUGCCUGAGUAUUUUGACGAAGAAGUGUAUGGAAUAGAUUCCGCGUUAUUAGAUUUCCUACAAAAAACAAGAUCUCCUAAACCAAUGGCAGUGAAAAGGAGUAAGAAAUUACGCACAGAACCAGGCAAAUCAGUUUGUGCUGCUGAUAUUUUAUUAAAAACAAAUACUAACAAAAGAGUUCAAAAUAAGGAACCCAAAAAAAUUGUACCCCUUGAAAACUAUCAGGAUAACUUUAUUGAUAUAGAAACUACGACACAAGACAAUGAGAUAAAUAUAUUAGAAGAAUUAAAUCCACAAACAUUUCUAUCGCCCAUAUAUAUAAUCCAGAUAGCCUUAGUAAAAUCUGUAUCGCAUUUAUUAAUAAUAAUA
Messenger RNA from Brenthis ino (lesser marbled fritillary), 1572 nucleotides. The record is from the annotation of a GenBank genome assembly. NCBI's taxonomy places the organism in Eukaryota, Metazoa, Arthropoda, Insecta, Lepidoptera, Nymphalidae.